AUGACCCAAACUUUCUUUGAUAUUACCGUUGACGACAAGCCAUUAGGCAGAAUUGUUUUCAAGUUGUACAACGAUGUUGUUCCAAAGACUGCUGAAAACUUCCGUGCUCUUUGUACUGGUGAAAAGGGCUUUGGUUACAAGGCCUCUUCUUUCCACAGAGUGAUUCCUGAAUUCAUGUUGCAAGGUGGUGACUUCACCAGAGGUAACGGUACCGGUGGUAAGUCUAUUUACGGUGAAAAGUUUGCUGACGAAAACUUCUCCAAGAGACAUGAAAGACCAGGUUUGUUGUCUAUGGCCAAUGCUGGUCCUAACACCAACGGUUCUCAAUUCUUCAUUACCACUGUCCCAUGUCCAUGGUUAGAUGGUAAGCACGUUGUUUUCGGUGAAGUUGUUGAUGGUUAUGACAUUGUCUCCAAGAUUGAAGCUCUUGGUUCCGGUUCUGGUUCUCUCAGAAACAAGGUUACCAUUGCUGACUGUGGUGAAUUGUAA
Molecule: messenger RNA, 489 nt
Organism: Lizanozyma spartinae
Lineage: Eukaryota; Fungi; Ascomycota; Pichiomycetes; Serinales; Debaryomycetaceae
Gene: CYP1
Product: peptidylprolyl isomerase
Exons: 1
Coding region: 1-489 (162 amino acids)
Biological process (GO): protein folding; protein peptidyl-prolyl isomerization
Molecular function (GO): peptidyl-prolyl cis-trans isomerase activity
Source: RefSeq, a predicted model, not a curated record